Molecule: messenger RNA, 2211 nt
Organism: Corvus hawaiiensis (hawaiian crow)
Lineage: Eukaryota; Metazoa; Chordata; Aves; Passeriformes; Corvidae
Product: centrosome-associated protein CEP250-like
Exons: 13
Coding region: 1-2211 (736 amino acids)
Biological process (GO): cilium assembly
Source: RefSeq, a predicted model, not a curated record
AUGGAGGUUUCCCAGGAGCAAGAGUCGUCGAGCAGGGCUCUGGAGCAGCUGCACCAGGAAUCCUCUGGCCAAGGGCACGCCCUGGCCCAGGUGUGCAGAGAGAAGGAGCUGCUGGGCCAGGAGAAGGCUGCCCUUGAGGGCCGACUGGCAGCCAUGGAGCGUCACAAACAAGACCUUUCCAAGCAGCUGGCAGAGACCAGGUCAGCGAAGGAGAGCCUGGAAUCCAGCCUGUUUGCUGCUCAGCAGCAGAUAUCUCAGCUGGAGAUCACCAGCAACCAUCUGGAGGCUCAAGUGCUCACAGUCACACAGGCCAAGGAGGCGCUCCAAGGAGAAGUGCAGUGCCUCCAACGUGAGCUGGAAGCAGAGAGAGCUCUCAGGAAGCAGGAGCAGGAAGACACAGCGCAACAGCUCUUGCAGGCAGAGCAGCAGCGUCAGGAAAGCCUCAGGCUUCAGGGAACUGCUCAGCAGGUGGAAAUAAACAAGCUCCUGCAAGACCUGGCAAGUGAGCGGGAAAGGCACCAUGCAGAGAUGCAGGAGACGCUGCAGCAAUGGGGAAAAGAGAAGGCAGAGAGAGAGCAGGAGCACGAGAAGGUGCUGUUUGAGAUGAGGCAGAAAGUUGCCACCCUGCAGGCUCAAAGAGAAGAGGAACGAACUAGAUUUGAAAAUGCCAAGCGAGAGGUCCUGCUGGAAAAGCAGAAGGAGAAGAAUUCUUUAUCAGAGACACUGCUCCAAACUCGGGGACAGCUAAGCCGAGCCUGCCAGCAGGUGCAGCAGCUCAGGCAGGAGGUGAAAAAGCAGCAAGAGAAGGGGCAGACCAUCGAGGCAAAGCUGCAAGCUGAGCUGCAGGAAGCUCGGAGGGAAAUCCAGGCAGCGCAGAAGAGGCACGAGGAAGAACUACGAGGCAUCAAAGAGGAAAUGAAUCUCCUCCUUGUGGAGAGGGAGGCUCUACAAAAGCAGGUGGGAGAGUUGACAUCUCAGCUGGCAGCCUCCAGAGAGUCCCAGGCAACGAUUGUUCAGAGAGCCCAGCAAGAUGUGAGCUGGGCCCAGGAGCAGUCAAGGCAGAAGCUGUUGGAGGUUGAGCACCUCCAGAAGAUGCUGGAGGAGGCAGAACAUCAGAACAAGGAGCUGCAAGUGCACCUGAAGAACUUGGAGCUGGAAGGGAGUCAAUGGGAAGAAGUGGCACGCCAAAAUUCAGGAUUUCGGGCUUCCUUGGACGCCCUAGAGAAGGAAAAAGCCAGGCUGGUUCUGUCUCUGGAGGAAAAGAACCUGUGCCUCAGAACACUGGAAGAAAAGAACCAGGCACUGAACAAUCAGGUGUCUCAGUUUCGUUCUGCUCUUCACGAGGCCGAGCAGCUCUGUUCAAACCGCACAGGACAACUGCUGGCGCUCAACAUCCAGAUGUGGACCCUGCAGGAUGCCAUGCUGGAGAUGGAGGCUACCCAGGCAACUCGAGAGAAGCAGCUGCUGCAGGAGCUGGAGGAGUCCCGAGCAGGAGAACGGAGCUUGAGGGACUCUGUGCAGGUGCUGGAGGCUGAGGUGUCUGAGCUGCGUAGGAAGCUCCAGAGCUCUGAUGACAAAGCACUUUCAUUGGCCAUAAAGUUUAACACCUCAGAGCUGGAGCUGAGGAAGACACAGGCUCAGUGGGACAAUCUCAGAGCCUGCAACCAGGAGCUGCAGCAGGAGUUGGAGGAAAGUGAGCAAGCGAUGUGGAGGGCAGAACACCAGAAGACCUGUCAAGAAACUGCCCUGGAGAAAGAGGCCAUUGCCCUGAAGGAAGAGGCUGUGACUCUUCAUCAGGAGGUGGCAUCUCUGCAGAGGAAACUGGAGAGCCUGGAGAAGGAAAGGAAGGAUGUGCUGCGUGAACGGGAACUGUAUGAGGAGCAGAUGAGAGAUCUGAAAAAGAAGAAUGAAAUGAAAACACCGGAGAUGCGAAGCCAUAAGGAAAACCCCCAACAAUUGGAAGUGGCCAAGGAAGCCAAGCCGGAAGAGUUGGAGAAUAUGGCUGCUGCUUUGAAGGAAUGGCAAGAGACCGCUCAAUUCCUGAGUGCUGCACUCAGCAAGAGUGAAAUUUCCAAAGGGGCUCUGAAGAAACACUUGGACAUCCUGAAGGAAAGGAUUCGUCUCCAGGUAGGCACUGGCAUUGAUCUUCAGUCCACGUCAACGUCUCUCAGUGAUUCCAAUGAAGUUUCCCAUGAAGAGGUGGGAUUCUAG